CCCCAACACCACCCCCAGCUAACUCGCCCAUCAUGUCGAUGCAAAUUUUUGGCGACCAGGCAACAGAAGAAAAGGCCGAGAACGCGCGCCUCUCAUCCUUUGUUGGCGCGCUCGCCGUUGGCGACCUCGUCAAAUCCACGCUCGGUCCAAAAGGGAUGAACAAAAUCCUCCAAUCCGGCUCAACUGGCGAGAUCAACGUGACCAACGACGGGGCGACGAUCCUCAAGUCGAUCCAGCUCGACAACGCGGCUGCCAAGAUCCUCGUCAACAUCUCCAAAGUGCAGGACGACGAGGUCGGCGACGGCACGACGAGCGUCUGUGUGCUGGCGGCGGAGCUGCUGAGGGAGGCGGAGAAGCUGAUCGGGAUGAAGAUCCAUCCGCAGACGAUUGUGAAUGGGUAUAGGAUCGCGAGCAAGGCGGCGCUUGAGUCGUUGGAGGCAGCUGCGGUGGACCAUUCCUCGGAUGCAUCUCAGUUCCGGCAAGAUCUAUUCAAUAUCGCGCGUACGACGCUCUCAUCGAAGGUCCUCUCGCAAGACAAGGACUAUUUCGCCAACCUCGCUGUCGAUGCUGUCCUCCGGCUGAAGGGCUCAACAGACCUCGAACACAUCCAGAUCAUUAAAAAGGUCGGCGGGAAGCUGACAGACUCAUAUCUCGACGAGGGUUUCAUUCUCGACAAAACGAUCGCGGUCAACUCGCCAAAACGGAUCGAGAACGCGAACAUUCUCAUUGCCAACACAUCCAUGGACACGGACAAAAUCAAAGUGUUUGGUGCGCGGAUGAAGGUGGAUGGGACGGGCAAGCUAGCAGAGCUGGAGCGGGCAGAGAAGGAAAAAAUGAAAGCCAAAGUGGACGCAAUCGCGCAGCACGGCAUCAACGUGUUCAUCAACCGGCAGCUCAUCUACAACUACCCCGAGUCGCUCCUCUGCGAGAAGGGCAUCAUGGUCAUCGAGCAUGCGGACUUCGAGGGCGUCGAACGCCUCUCGCUCGUCACUGGCGGCGAGAUCGCGAGCACGUUCGAGCGCCCCGAUCUCGUUAAACUUGGCAAGUGCGAACUGAUCGAGGAGGUGAUGAUUGGCGAGGAUCGCCUCAUCAAGUUCUCGGGCGUCGCCGCCGGCGAAGCCUGCACGGUCGUCCUCCGCGGCUCGACGAACCAGAUGGUCGACGAGGCGGAGCGCUCGCUGCACGACGCGCUCUCGGUCCUCUCUCAGACCGUUCGCGAGACGCGCGUGGUCCUGGGAGGUGGCUGCGCAGAGAUGGGCAUGUCCGUGGCGGCUGACGCCGCCGCCCGCACGGUGUACGGAAAGCAGGCGAUCGCGGUCGAGGCGUUCGCGCGCGCGCUGAGGCAGAUUCCGACGAUCUUGGCGGAUAAUGCGGGGUACGAUUCGAGUGAGCUUGUCGCGAGGCUGAGGGCGGCGCAUUAUGAGGGGAAGAAGGACGCUGGCCUUGACAUGAAUGGGGCGACGGUGGCGAGCAUGCGUGAGCUCGGGAUUACGGAGAGCUACAAGCUCAAGCGACAGGUGGUGCUCAGCGCGACUGAGGCUGCUGAGAUGAUUAUUCGUGUGGACGACAUCCUGCGCGCGUCGCCCCGGAGACGAGAGGGGGCGUAGGGGAGUGUGCCAAUAAGUUGAGGCAGUUUUUGUACAUACUCAUUUUCAGUGAACAGUGCUAUUUCACUCGCUGCACAAUUAUACAUUGCUACUGAAGAAGUCCCAUGUGGAAAAGCACAGCAAAGCAG
Molecule: messenger RNA, 1735 nt
Organism: Coniophora puteana RWD-64-598 SS2
Lineage: Eukaryota; Fungi; Basidiomycota; Agaricomycetes; Boletales; Coniophoraceae
Exons: 10
Coding region: 33-1607 (524 amino acids)
Biological process (GO): protein folding
Cellular component (GO): cytosol; chaperonin-containing T-complex
Molecular function (GO): ATP hydrolysis activity; ATP binding; ATP-dependent protein folding chaperone
Source: RefSeq, a predicted model, not a curated record